This is a messenger RNA of Cordyceps fumosorosea ARSEF 2679, 705 nucleotides long. Its product is annotated as KAP P-loop. The transcript has 3 exons. Bases 1 to 705 code for a protein of 234 amino acids. Lineage: Eukaryota; Fungi; Ascomycota; Sordariomycetes; Hypocreales; Cordycipitaceae. The record is from RefSeq and is a predicted model, not a curated record.
AUGGCUCCAACCACUCAAUCACAUACGUCUACCGGUACUGUCGCAACUGAGAAGGGAUCUGGUUCAGUUAUUGACAGAAAGCCGAUGGUCAUCGGCUUGUACGGACUUCCAGGGUCUGGAAAGUCCAGCUUGGUGAACCAGAUGAAGCUUCACGUUAACCACGAAAACUUUCUCUUUUACGAGGGAUCCGAGUUGAUAUCCACCAUUAUGACUGAAGGUGUUGCCGCUUUUGCGAAACUCAAUGAAAAGGAGAAACGUCAGGUGCGGGAGCAGGCAAUUAACAGCGUUGAAAAAGACUGCUUGACACACAACCGCACUGCUUUGGUUGUUGGCCAUUACAUGUUUUGGCCAAAAGAUGAAAUGGAAGGCAACGUUGUCGCCACUGCCAGCGACUUUCGAGUCUAUACACACAUCAUCUAUUUGGAUGUGACUGUCCCCGCUAUGCGGGAACGUCGGCUGAGGGACACGCACCGCCAGCGCCGGCCAGUGUCCGCCGCACACUUGGAGCAGUGGCAGCAAGCCGAGAUCGACCAACUCCGCCGUCUCUGCGACCCACUUUCUUUCACUUUGAAGUUGGUGCGCCACUUUGAGCGGACAAACGGCAGCUGCAACCUCGCUCUCGUCGCCACCAAAGUCAAAACGGCACUUGUUGCUGAUGAGCGCACAGAGACUGUGCUGUCAAUGGCUCUAGUCAAGAAAUGCUAG